This is a messenger RNA of Clunio marinus, 342 nucleotides long. Lineage: Eukaryota; Metazoa; Arthropoda; Insecta; Diptera; Chironomidae. The record is from the annotation of a GenBank genome assembly.
AUGGGAUAUCUUGUUGAUAUCCAUUUCAAGCAAGUUGCUGUUCUUAGCUUACCAUUAACAAUUAUGGCCAUUUUCACGACACAUAAUCCGACGACAAUGACGAGCGAAGAAAUUGCAACUUUUCAUUUUUCCACACGUCUCACCAAUUUCACAAUUAAAACUAAAACAUUUUUCAUCAUAAAUUUAAAUGAUUCUGUUGUGAAUAAAAAGCAGAGGUUGAGAUUUAUUCUAUUUCAAGAUCAAAAACGAUUUAGGACGACAUCAAACUGGGAAAUGUUCGAGCAAAUCCCGAAGGUCCUUUCCAUAGAUGAAUCUGAUUGUAAAUCCUUUGAUGUUGUUUAA